UAAGAAAAGAACCAAAAAAACAAUUUUCAUCAUGACUGACGGAAUUUCACUUGAAAAAUUCUCUUCCUUUGCUGACCUCUGUGAUUUUACAUUCAUUGUAAAUGGAAAAGCAUUUCGAGUUCAUCGCAUCGUUUUUGCUGCACAAAGCCCAAUAUUUGCCAAAAUUAUUACGAACAAUCAGAAUGAAGCUGUGAUUGAAGACAUGAACGAGGACACUUUCGAUGAAGUCAAAAAGUAUUUGUAUUCAGGAAAGGUUCACGUGACUGAUAAGAAUGAUAGAAGUCUAUUGACAGCAGGAGAGAGAUUUGAACUGAAGGAAAUUGUCGCGGCAGUUCAAUUGUUUAGAAAUUGUCGAAUGGAACCAAUGAAAGCUAAGGAACUCGAACAAUUGAAAAUUAAAUUUGACGAAGCUAAGUACCUGUAUAAAAUGACAAGAGAUAGAUAUUCGACCAGAAAUCCAUUCUCUCAGCUACCAAGUCGAUUCUAUUAA
This is a messenger RNA of Chironomus riparius, 490 nucleotides long. The record is from the annotation of a GenBank genome assembly. NCBI's taxonomy places the organism in Eukaryota, Metazoa, Arthropoda, Insecta, Diptera, Chironomidae.